Puma concolor (puma) is the source of this 1542-nucleotide messenger RNA. NCBI's taxonomy places the organism in Eukaryota, Metazoa, Chordata, Mammalia, Carnivora, Felidae. The record is from RefSeq and is a predicted model, not a curated record.
AUGAGCAGGGUGGUGAGGCCGCCGAGUGAGGCAGAGGUGCCGACCUGGGAAACCGAGGACGAUGACAUGGCAGAAGGCGACUUAGGGUAUGGCCUCGGGAGAAGGCCCAGCAGUAUUUAUGAAGUGCAAGUUUCACAUCUGUCUACAUCUAGAAAAAGAUCGGAUGGAAAGAACUUUAGCCCUCCCCCCUUUCCAGGAACGAGGGAAGAAAGAAGUGGUGCCAUUUUUCAGUAUUCCAGGCAUAAGAGCUCCCAAGAUACACACCCUGAAGAGUCCAGCACUUCCCACCACAGACGACAAAGUAGCACUGAUUCUAAUUCAGAAUUGUCAAAUGUCGAAUUAAAGCAACGUCUUCAUGAUACUUUAGAGGAGGUAGAAAUUUUAAAAACUGAACUUGAGGCGUCUCAGAGACAACUUGAGGGUAAAGAAGAAGCACUGAAAAUUCUUCAAAGCAUGGCAAUAUUUGGCAAAGCCACAAGUCAUACUCAAGUGAUGCUUCAAAAAACUAUGGAACAAAAGAGAUCCUUGGAGAAGGAAAUAAAUGCCUUGCAAUGGGAAAUAGAAUUUGAUCAGAAUAGAUUUAAAAAUAUAGAAGAAUCAUGGACCCAAAAAUAUGACAGGCUAAACUGUGAAAAUGCAGUCCUCAAGGAAACUCUGAAUGUGAAAACAGAAGAAAUUAAAAUGCUGAAGUCGGAAAAUGCACUUUUAAAUCGACAGUAUUUGGAGGCCCUCGCCAUGCUGGAGAUCAAACAGCAGAUGGCAGCUCAGGAACACAAGUGCCGUGAUAAAUGUGGUUUUACAGAGGUUUCAGGUCUUGAGCUUGCUGUCCUUGGAGCCUGCCUUUGCCAUGGUCCCGGAGGGAGUCCCUGUGCUUGUGCCAAAAUGGCGGCAUCGGCUCGGAAAAUGCUUCUUAAGCUCAAACAGGAGUUGGGACUUUUGCAGAAGAGUAAAGAAGAAGCUUACAUAAUGGCAGAUGCAUUCAGAAUUGCAUUUGAGCAACAAUUAAUGAGGAAAAAUGACCAGGCACUAAGAUUGACACAAAUGGAUAAAAUGUGUAAAAAAGCAACAAAAUGGAUAAAUUGGAAGCACCUUAAGGAGGAUGGAUUACCAUCACAAGGAAGUAAGAAGACCUUAGGGCAGAAACUGUUGGGUAUGCUCCCUUCAGAAAACAGUUCUAAGAAGACUGAAGACCAGGAUAAUCCUCAGGAAGUCUUUAAGAUGCUAACAGAGUUGUUGAAUGACAAAGAAGAAGCUUUGGCUCAUCAAAGAAAAGUUAGUUACAUGCUUGCUCGGGCAUUAGAAGAGAAAGACACCACCUCAAAUGACAAUAAGGAAAAGAAUCUUGUGAAAGACAAUUUUCCAUUAAAAAAUGCAUGGGGGAAAGUUUCAGAAUUCCCUGUACUGCAUGAUCCUGUGUUUUCAAGUGUUCACAUUUUAAGUUCUGCGGGCUGUCUUUGUUCAAUCCAGCACCCUCACAGAGAUCAGCACUACACAAGAACUCUCAAAAGAUCCUGUUCUUUGCCAUCAAAUAUCAUGUUUUGA